AUGAAACCUAUUGUUUUAUUCGGAAAUAGCUUAUCGCGGGUUUUUGCCAAAAAGCCUUUUUUCGAAUAUCAGUUAGAAAUUUACAAUUAUUUCAAAGGGCAUCGGUAUGGCGGUUAUUUUGAAGGACAAAGACCCGUUUUGAUAAUCCUUGAUCCAGAAAUAAUAAAAGCUGUGACUAUUAGUGAUUCUGAUCACUUUAUAGAUAGGAGCACUAUUAAAACAAAUGAACCUAGAUAUUUAAGUAGAUCUCUUCUUAAUUUAAAGGGAUCAGAAUGGAAAGCAGUACGGAGUUUAAUAACACCGACAUUCAGCUCUGCUCGCUUAAAAAACAUGUUUCCUUUAAUACAACACUGUUCAAACCAGUUGGUUGAACUUUUAACACAAUUUGAGAAUUCUGAUAUUGAGUUAAAAGAAAUAACUGGCCAUUUCACACUUGAAGUAACUGGAGUAACAGCUUUUGGUAUAAGUACUGACAACCUAAAAGAUAAAAAUGCAGAAUUUUUUAAGAUAGCUGAAAAUUUUACCUAUAUGUCUAUUCCAAAGAGGAUGUUUUUCUUUUUCAUUUUGUUGUUUAUGCCUGCAAUGUUUAAAUAUAUUAAUAUAUCUUUUAUGAAUUACGAAUCAACAAAAAAAUUAGUUAAAAUACUGCAAAAUACAAAAGCGGAGAGAAUGACACAAGGAUCAAAACGAAGUGACUUUUUACAACUGCUAUUAGACAUUGCUAUAAGGGAGAAAAAAGAAAUAAAUAAUACUGAAGCCUCCAAACAACAUUUGGACGAUGACACUCUGGAUGCUCAAGCUUUACUGUUUUUGUUGGCUGGUUUUGAAACUUCGAGUACUUUAUUGUCUUUUGCGUUUCACACAAUGGCGGUACAACCGGAUAUUCAGGACAAAUUAAGAGCACAUAUAGAAGAAGUGACUAAUGGUCAAAACUUAUCCUACGAUCACCUCGCUCAGCUCGACUAUCUUGAGGCGGUUAUUUUAGAAACCUUAAGAAUGUAUCCGCCAUUGGGUAGAGUAGACAGAGUGUGUACUAAGCCAUACGACGUUCCCGGAUCUUCCUUACAUUUGAGGGUGGGUGAGAUGGUGGGGAUUCCCGCUUACGGUAUACACAUGGACCCGGAUAUAUACCCGGAGCCGAAAGAAUUCAGGCCGGAGAGAUUUAUGCGGGAGGAGAAAAAGGAGAGACCAUCGCAUUUGUUUCUCGCGUUUGGAGCUGGACCUAGGAAUUGUAUUGGAUCUCGGUUUGCGAUGGUCGUCGCUAAAACUGCAAUUGUUACUAUAAUUAAAAACUUCAAAUUCACGAGGUGCCCUAAAACAGAAUAUCCAGUGAAAUUACAUAAAACUUCGUUUUUGUUGAAGCCGGCGAAUGGAUUGUGGGUACAUGUUGAAAAAAUU
Messenger RNA from Brenthis ino (lesser marbled fritillary), 1398 nucleotides. Lineage: Eukaryota; Metazoa; Arthropoda; Insecta; Lepidoptera; Nymphalidae. The record is from the annotation of a GenBank genome assembly.